AUGCAAUUUCGAUCAAUCAUCUCAGUUUUCAUCGUAGCAUGUCUAAUUAUUGUAAUCUUCGUUGGCAAUGUAGCUGAAAGUGGAAACAUUCUUGAUAAUUCAAAUAAGCAAAAUUUCUUUGUUCAACGUUUGAGACGUACAGUACGUAAUACAAAUCAACGUUAUAGAAGACAAUUUGAUAAUGAUGAUAGCAAUAUAUAUGAUACUGAUAGCAGUGGAUCUAACAUUGAUGAUGGAAGUAAUUCUAUAAAUGCUGGAUCUCCAAAACAACAAAAUAAUGAUCAAGGCAAAUAUUCAAUGGAAGUUAAUUAG
Molecule: messenger RNA, 312 nt
Organism: Rotaria sp. Silwood1
Lineage: Eukaryota; Metazoa; Rotifera; Eurotatoria; Philodinida; Philodinidae
Source: the annotation of a GenBank genome assembly